CAUCUCUCUCUCUGUCUUUUGCUCUCAUUUUCGUUUUCAAUGGAGGAUCCGAUGGAGAGGUUGGGAUCGGAGCCGGAUUCGUCGAUCAAGGUCGACAGCGACCUGAGCAUGGAAAUCGACCCGCCGCCGCCGCUCCGCGAGAACGUCGCCACGGCCGAGGACUGGAGGAGGGCGCUCGGCAGGGUCGUCCCCGCCGUCGUCGUCCUCCGCACCAACGCCUGUCGCGCUUUCGACACCGAGUCCGCCGGCGCCAGCUACGCCACCGGCUUCGUCGUCGACAAGCGCCGCGGCAUCGUUCUCACUAACCGACAUGUCGUCAAGCCCGGACCUGUGGUCGCAGAGGCUAUGUUUGUUAACCGUGAAGAAGUUCCGGUGCAUCCUAUAUAUAGAGAUCCUUGAGGGUCCUGAUUAAAUGUUCUAUGUGCACAAGGAGUGGUAAGACCAAAGAUCUUUUGCUGUUGCAUUGUGACAUUGCCCAUGAAUUGUUGACUUAUACCUGGUUAUGCAUUUGGGUGUCCCUGCCAGCUGUCAACAUCGUAAUAUUCCUUAUCCUAUUGUAACCAUCUCUCCCAUAUAAGUGUAAUGAAUAGUCUAAGCGCUGAGAUUCUUGAUUUUCUAUCUUCUCCUUUUCUGUAAAAUAUCUCUCUUUUUCUUUUUCUUCUUCAACGUGGUUUGAUGAGUAAUGUUGAAAUCUCCAAGAUUGUUUUUGAAUUACAUUCUGGAUGUAGGAAUUGUUUCGGUAAACAUUCUUCAUAUGUUUGGAACUUAGCGUUAUUAUGCCUAUUAUGGACUUUGUAGAGGGAGAGAAACCGAUGCAUUCUUGAGGGUAUGCCUUGGUUUUUUAGCUGAAAUCAUAUUUCCUAAUAAUAUUGUUUUAGUGGUCUCCUUUUUUUGGGCCAUAGUAAGAUA
Messenger RNA from Quercus robur (English oak), 909 nucleotides. RefSeq names its product protease Do-like 7. The transcript has 3 exons. Bases 40 to 399 code for a protein of 119 amino acids. Lineage: Eukaryota; Viridiplantae; Streptophyta; Magnoliopsida; Fagales; Fagaceae. The record is from RefSeq and is a predicted model, not a curated record.